AUGCAACUUGUUCGACUCGUAAGGAAAGAGACCGAAAUGACUUUGUUGAGUCGAGACACGUGUACCAAACUGGACCCCAGUUUAGUAAUACUUAUUCCGACAAAAAAAAGGGAUUUCUCUGGAAUACUACUGAAAGAAAAGCAAAAAAAUGCAGUCAAUAAAUUGAAAAAUUUAAUUGAUUUUCACUUACUUUUAAACAUUGGUGGUACACAUUAUCGAAUUCGUAACUCUACCAUUCAGUACCGUUGUCCAUCAUCGUUAUUAGCAGAAUUCAGCCGAGAAACGCAUUCUGAACGGAUAGAAAAAUGUGAUGGCUACAUAAGGGAUACCAAAGAAUAUUUUUUCGAACGGUCAGGAAAAUUAUUCGAACCCAUUUAUGAUUUCUUAACAACAGGGCAUUUCCACCGACCGGGGGAUAUCUGCCGGGAGAGACUUUUCAAAGAACUGGACUUCUGGAAUAUCAAAAAAGAUCUCUUUGCUCCUUGCUGUAUGUCCAUGGCGAUGGGCGAAAGUGAAGAAGAGGAAUCACAAAAUCUGCCUGACGGAAGUGUUGCUUAUAGCGAUCAAUUUGACGGGGUUUGUUAUGCUAAACAGCGUAGAAUGUUGUGGUUAGUAUUGGAGGACCCAAGUUCAAAUACUGCUGCAAAAUUGUUUGCGAUUCUAAGCAUAACAAUGGUACUGACCUCAGUGACCGGUAUGAUUCUUGGCUCAGUACCGGAAUGGCAGGGAACUCUCAGUGCCAAUCAUACUGCACACAAUAAACUUGAUUUUCGAUCUAAUUCUACUUUGGAGUCUAUUGAAUUGGCAAGCUUUGUCGCACACGCCAUAGGUGAUGUUCGCGGUAUAGCGAUGGUUAUGCGUGUUGUUAGGGUCAUGCGUGUUGCACGAGUGUUCAAACUUGCUCGAUACUCAAGUGGUUUGAAGUCAUUCGGCAUGACGGUCAAAACUAGCCUUGCAGAAUUAUCGAUGCUUUCACUUUUUCUACUGACUGCAGUAAUAUUUUUCUCCACGUUAAUGUAUUUUGCUGAACGUGAUGAACCUAAUACGAAAUUUAAAUCUAUUGCGCACGCUGGCUGGUGGUGCAUUGUUACGAUGACAACAGUCGGUUAUGGUGAUUACUGUCCUGAAACAUUGUUCGGUAAACUAAUUGCAAGUUGUGCAAGCAUUUCGGGUGUAUUAGUGCUAGCUUUCCCGAUCACAAUGAUUGUAGAAAACUUCUCGCGUACCUACGAUAGCGAAAGGAAAGAUUUCAAACGUGUACAACGUCGACGACGAAUGGCAAAAGCAUACAAUUAA
This is a messenger RNA of Thelazia callipaeda (thelaziosis nematode), 1296 nucleotides long. Lineage: Eukaryota; Metazoa; Nematoda; Chromadorea; Rhabditida; Thelaziidae. The record is from the annotation of a GenBank genome assembly.